Messenger RNA from Neocloeon triangulifer, 5835 nucleotides. RefSeq names its product small conductance calcium-activated potassium channel protein (gene SK). Gene Ontology annotation, molecular function: calmodulin binding; small conductance calcium-activated potassium channel activity. The record is from RefSeq and is a predicted model, not a curated record. Gene Ontology annotation, cellular component: neuronal cell body; neuron projection; plasma membrane. The transcript is spliced from 12 exons. Gene Ontology annotation, biological process: potassium ion transmembrane transport. The coding region runs from base 539 to 3118 and encodes 859 amino acids. NCBI's taxonomy places the organism in Eukaryota, Metazoa, Arthropoda, Insecta, Ephemeroptera, Baetidae.
GAGUUCAACACUCUCAUUAUAAGGGUUCUUCUCUCUCUUUUGGGCAAAAGCAGGCGCCAGCGCACGGAAUAAUAUUAUCUCGAGCGAAGGUGGGCGGCCGAGUUUUGCCUGCUGCUCAUCCUUUCUUACAAACUAAUUAACCUGAUGGCGUUUGUGAUCAAAAAUUCAAAAUUCCCACCCCUCGCGCGUGCAAUAUUAAAAAGGGAGGCUCGCGCGCACCGCCUCCCUCCGCCCCCUCUUGCAAGUCAAUACGUAUGCGCGCUGCCACUCAAGUCGGGGCGGCCUGCCGGCCUCUCGCAGUUUGUGCAAGCUCACAUUCCCAAAAUAUCGCGCAGCGAACGAGAGCCGAGGCUGCGCUGACUUUCGCGUUGUAUUUUAUUUUACCCUUGUUUGUGUGCCGCCGUCCGCAGGCUGACUCUGCGCGUCCGCACACAGGAAGCUGCUCCGGUCCACGCUGGCCCGAAAAACCCGCAUGUGCUUUACGAGAAUGGUGUUACUCAUGGGAGCAUCGUCAACCGGGGUGGCCGGCUAAGCAGAGAUGACAAGCUCUGGCGCGGGCGUGCGCAGGGUCGGUUCCAGCGAGACGCUGCUGCCUUCUACAUCGGCGUCGCCGCAGCGCCAGGCCUCGUCCAGCUCGAGCCUGUUGCCGCCGACGACGGCCGAGGCGCUGCCGUCGCCGACCCUCACCGUGGCGUGUUGCUCUGGCGGCGGCGCCGCUGACGAGGUGCUGCUCAACCUCGCGGGGGUGGCCCCGCCGCCGCAGGAGGCGGCACGCUCCAUGCCCGACCUUGAGCUGCACUCUCGCCGCGUUAACGACGCCAACGCGCCCAUCCUGAUGCAGGCGCCCGGUGCUGACGCCGUCCUCGGCUGCCGACUGCGCUCCUCGCUCGCGCCGCACCCCUACGCCCGCUGCCGCUGCGAGGCGAUGCCCCUGGCGCGCUCCGCCUCCAGGGAAAGCGUCCGAAGCUCCCUACAUCAGAACGCGCCGACCAUAAUGACGAGCGACAUGACGCUGCCCAUCGUUUUGACGCCACGCGAGCAGCACGUGGUGCCGGCGUGCAGCUCGCGCAUCAUCCGCCAGAGCUCGCAACCCGAGUCGUCGUGCAUCCACUGUCACCACCCGGUGCCAAGCGCCUCCCUCCGCCAACUGCGCGAACCCGGGGACGGGAUCGCGGGCAUCGCGGCCGAUUCCCUCAGGAUCAAUGGCGCCAUCCGCCAGUUCAAGCAGGGAAUUCUUCUGACACCGCAAACUCUUACUCAAGCGAGGAGAACCCGCUUCCGGAGGGCCUUAACCGACGCCAACAGUGAAACGGUCACCUACACCAAAACGUUGCGCAAGCCAACGUCGACGACGUCCAUCCCUGGCGCAAUGAAAAACCAGUCCAGCAAAGAUUCUGCGAGCGAGGAGGCCGGAAUCGCGUUGGUUGGAGUCCACUCUGAAUACCCAAAGUACACAGAGGAGCGCAAGGCACUUGUCGGCACAGGAGGCGGCGGCGGCGGCGGCUACGGGGGCGGCGGAGGCGGCGGAGGCGCUGGAAUCUUAUCUGCGGCGGGCACCGGCUGUGCUGGCAAGCACAGCAAGCCAAACGUCGGCUACAGGCUGGGCCGACGCAAAGCUUUGUUCGAAAAACGAAAGCGCAUCAGCGACUACGCCUUGGUCAUGGGCAUGUUCGGCAUAAUCGUCAUGGUCAUCGAGAACGAACUCUCCAGUGCCGGGGUCUACACCAAGGCGACUUUUUAUUCGACCGCGCUGAAAACGCUCAUCUCUGUAUCGACUGUGAUUCUUCUCGGGCUAAUCGUAGCCUACCAUGCCCUUGAGGUGCAGCUGUUCAUGAUAGACAACUGCGCCGACGACUGGCGAAUAGCAAUGACAUGGCAGCGCAUUUCGCAAAUCUGCCUGGAGCUUGCCAUUUGUGCAGUCCACCCGAUUCCUGGUGAAUACUACUUCACAUGGACCACAAAACUAGCCAACAAGGGUGGCCACCUCGACUCGAGGGAGGUGCCCUACGACGUUACGUUAAGUUUGCCCAUGUUUCUUCGCCUGUACCUCAUCUGCAGGGUGAUGCUGCUGCACAGCAAGCUGUUCACGGACGCUUCGUCGCGCAGCAUCGGCGCCCUCAACAGGAUUAACUUUAAUACGCGUUUUGUAUUGAAAACUCUGAUGACAAUAUGUCCUGGCACGGUGCUGUUAGUGUUCAUGGUGUCGCUCUGGAUCAUCGCAUCGUGGACCCUGCGGCAGUGCGAGCGGUUCCAUGACGAAGAACACGCCAACCUUCUAAAUGCUAUGUGGCUUAUCGCCAUAACUUUCCUCAGCGUUGGAUAUGGGGAUAUUGUGCCUAAUACUUACUGCGGGAGGGGAAUAGCUGUUACGACUGGUAUUAUGGGUGCUGGAUGUACUGCGCUACUGGUAGCCGUGGUUUCCCGGAAAUUGGAGCUAACUCGUGCCGAAAAACAUGUGCACAACUUUAUGAUGGACACGCAACUAACAAAGAGAUUGAAAAAUGCAGCGGCCAACGUGCUGCGCGAGACGUGGCUCAUCUACAAGCACACCAAGCUCGUGAAAAGGGUCAACCCCGGCCGAGUUCGCACGCACCAGCGAAAGUUCCUGUUAGCCAUUUAUGCCUUGCGGAAAGUCAAAAUGGAUCAGCGAAAGCUGAUGGACAACGCCAACACCAUCACAGACAUGGCGAAGACACAAAACACGGUGUACGAGAUUGUGUCCGACAUGAACACGCGGCAGGACGUUCUGGAGGAGCGGCUGACGGCGCUCGAAGAGAAACUGAACGCCAUCCAAGAGCAGCUCGAGUCGCUGCCGGACCUGCUGACGCGGUGUCUGCGGCAGCACAGCGACCGGAUGGACCAGCGCCGCAAUUUCCUGCAUCCAGAGUCGGCGGCGUCCCUCACACCGGCCGUGGUGGCCGCCGCACCGGCCGCGGCGCCCCCUCCCUCCACAGGGCCUAUUCUCUCACAUUCCCGGAGCGUUCCUGCCACGUGGAUCGGGGCGGGAAACCGCACCUCCCUAUUCGAAAGGGCGCCCACUUUGCCGCCACCCCCUGGGUCGGUGCCCACGUCACCGGCGGAUGUGCCCCCCGCGUUGCCCAACAACUCGGCCAGCUGAGCCAAGCCCACGGCCGCCACCAUCGAAAGUGCACUGUGAGCGGCAGUGGUUUUGGCAUGUGCACCCCCCCCCUCCCCUUGCGACCAAAGGUGGCUUGCACAAAAAGCAGGUCUCUGGAGCUGCCUCUUUUUUUAAACAACUUGAAAUUGUUUUCCAUCCCGUCGUUUUUUGUGCGAAAUUCUUUGCUUUUGAAUCUCUGAUCGAGAUAAAUAAUAGACAUGCAUGUAAUGAUUAUAAUAUGUGAAGAACUUUAUUGGUUUCCAAUUGUGUGUAAAUUUGUUUGCGUCUAGAUAGAAGAAUUUCAGAGGGAGAGAAAAAUUAAAUUUUACUAUCAUCAAUAGUGGCUGUGCCUAGGACUAAUGUAUAUUGCUGAUAAUAUGCAUAAGAAAAAUUAAAAAAAAGCAUAAAUAAGUGAGGGACUUUGCAAUUUUGUUCAGUGAAUUUUCCAAAAAUUUUCAUCAACCACUUUAAUUAAUAAUUGCAUUUAAUAUAUCUGAAAAAAUAUAUUUAAAAUAAAAAUUUCAAACAGAAAAUUCGAGUAAAAUAUCUAUUUAGGCUUAUUAAUUUUAAAUAAUUUCAGCAAAGUUCCUUAUCGAUCAAAAUUCAAAAUUAUGAACAAAAUUGAUGUGUAUUGAGAAAUGCCAAUCCUGUGCCCUCCUGUUAUUAUGUAUGAUGAUGUUUGUUGUUUAUUCUUAACAUAUGGGCAAGUUGUUAAAUGAAAAAUUUGAAGCAAAGUUUGUACUUGAGAUUAAUUCUACGUAGUGUUUAUAAAUUCUGUAUACAAAGACGAGUGUAAUGAUCACACUUACAUUUAUGUAAAUAUAUAAAGACAGUGCUGAUUUAAGGCAGAUUUCAAACAUCACUGGAAAAAACACACAUCAGCUUGGAGACAUUGAACACACCCUACACACUCACAUGAGACCAACAUCAGUGAUAUAAAAAGUUGUUGAGCGAAUUAUAAAUCUUUAUAAAAGAGAGGGAGUGAAUGUUAAAAGAGAGUGCUUAAAAUUUUUGCUAAAACUUAAAUAAACAAAAUAAUAAGAAGUAACGAAAAAGGUAAAAUACAUAACCGGUGCUAAAAACCUCUACUUAUUCAUUUACUUUACCGUCCCAUGGUUAAAAAUCAUUGAUUCAAGCAAAGAUAUCACGGUGUUUUCAAUUUCUAAUUCUUGUACUUUGUAAUUAAUUUGGAUAAAGUAUCACUUUGACAUUUUUUGAUAAAAAUGGUUAAAAUUGAUAUUUUUUUUCGCUUCUUGGAGCCGCAGUCAUGACAAUUAUAACAAGAUAAUGUGUUCAAACUUUUGUACUGUUAUUAAGGGCAAAGGCACAUCCAGGAGCUUCAUUAAUUUCCAUUUUUGGAUACACAAAACAUACUCGCACAUAAAGAUGCUUCAUGAUUUUGCAAGAAUUAAUUUACCUUUAAAGAAAUGAGUGAUAAUUUCUCUCUUGCAAGUUAAACCAACAAGGAUUAUUGGAUAAUUAUUUAGGUUUCGAACUCCUAAACUGUCCUUUACAUUCAAUUUUUGAAUUUCCAGCCGGUUACCAUUAAAAAUUAAAUCAAAUAUUACGCAUAAACUCUUAAAGAAAAACUACUUAUUACAUAUCAUCAUAUUUUAUGCUAGGAGUGAAGGAUGCUUUUAAAAUAUUGUUACAAAAGGAAAGGUCACAUGUAAAAAUUUUCCGCUAUAUAGCCACUUUGGUAGCUGUGCUACCAAAAAAUCUUGGGAAGUUUAAACCCCCCUACAAGUUUUGCAAUCAAAAUGCAUGUAUGUCAAAGCAGGUUGUUAUAAAGUUAGAAAAAGGCGUGACCCUUUAUUGGUUCGUUCUGCAUUAUUUCUCACUUCAAUCUGUGAACUCGUUUUAAUACUAGGCAUGGUGACAAAAAUCAAGACACCACCUAUCUGAUAUAUUCGCCUUACGCAGUGGAGUUUUUAUCACAGGAAAGUUUAUGGGGUAAAUGUUGCCACGUUUUUAUAGAAGAAAUUAUAUAUACUCUAAAUAAAAAAAAACAAAAAGAUUUUCCAGGAAGAAAAAAAAAUAAUGAAACGUCUGUAGUUCUAUAUAAAGAGUUGCAUUUGCCAUUCAAAUUGAUCAAAACACGUUUAUAAAUUUUUUUCAAUGAUUUAGUCUCGUUUUCGCGUUAUUAAGAGAGAAUUUCCAAAUCUCAUUGGUUGAAAAGCUUUAUAAGAUAGAAGUAUAAAUCUAUGAAAGAUGUGUAUUUUAUCACGAAAACCGGAAAUUAAAUAAAAACAAACCAGAUUGUUUUACUUUUUAAUCACUCACUCGCUUUAAAAAAAAAAGAAAGAGGAAAUUCCAAUUAUCCCACUGUUUAUUUUAAAAAUCCGUCUUGUUGCUGAAUAGAUCGCAAAAUGUUUACUUAUGAAGUUCCCAUUUUGAUUUAUUGGUUCAUGUGAUAGAGAAAAAGUGUGUUGCAGAAUCUGUUUCAAAUUAUAUGUUGUGAGCCGGUAUAAAAUAGCAAGCCCACGCGAAUAUGUAUCGACCGUUAUUAUUUUGUUACGCUACAUUGUAAUAAGGCACGCGCGAGUUGUUAUUUUGUAAAAAUGUCAGAAGUGAGAUUUAUAGAGCGAAUUUUAAAAUUACUCCUCAUACAAGUCAUGUUGCAAUGACUAACUGAGGAGGAGAGUAACAAAUGGGCUAAAAUUUAUCAAGAAUGAACAAGGAUAAUUAUUUAAAAUAAAAACAUAUUAUAGAUCUUG